AAAAGAGAGCGAUUUUGGAUUUCAACGGACCCCCGAACGACUGCGUGAUGUACAAAGGGCUGCUCCUUUGCUCAGUGCGCACCGAUGACGAUAAUGUGAAGAAGGCAAAAUAACGAAGGCGCUUACACGCAAUCAGAGGGAUAUAAUAAAAACUGUGGUUUACAAUGUUAGCCUUGACUGAGAAAUGUAAAGACGAAACACUGACAGAGAGGAGUUGACACACUUUCCCAAACCUCGAAAAUAUGACUUUCUACAGGUAAUCGUAAUCGCUGGAAACCUUGUUGAGAAGUGAUUCACCUCGGGGGGUUUCAAGCAGCUUGAAUGACGUCUCAGGGAAAGCGGGUGAAAACUAAUCGUGCAUGGUGAGUCCAUCUGUGAGUCAUUAAUUUGUCUUACGUGUAGGAUAUCAGAUUUUUUUUUUGGCGGAGGCGAAGGAAAUAAAGAAGUAGAGAUUGUUUGCAUUUUCUUCCAGUUCGAAGAGUCUGAAUGCCCACCAACGGUAGGCGUUUCAUUUGGGGAGAUAUUUUGUGAUGAUAUGGACUCCGGGUCGACCGACACGCAGCAGGCAGAUCGUAGCGGACACGCCAGAUCCAUCACUGCGCUCAUGUGAAGUUUGGCUCUGCGAAAAGGAUGUCACCCAGUUCUGCUGGAUCUAAAAUCAAAGAGCAUUUUUAAAGGCUGUUUGAUCUGUUCGGUAUUUUAAUUCUGUGAAAGAUAUAUUAGGAUUUUUCUCAGUUAUGAUCGGAUCCUUUUUACUUUUACUGUGAACUGACUGAUCUAGGUGUUGCUUUAAGUGAUAGCCUACAGUCAUGCAUAUUUUUGUGGCAGUGGGACCCAUGCGUAAACUAUUUUAUUAAUGUUUUCUCAGACAAAUGAAUGUCAAUUACCUCGUUUCACUGAGUGAUUUGAAUCCCUGUCAAAGGUUUUUUUUCUAUUCAACAAGCUAAGCGAGCACUGGUAGUCAAGCGAUGGGCGCAGUUUGCCUUAGUAGGAACCGAAUGCGUCUCGAUUUUUUUAAUGCAGCUUGUUGAAUCUCCUCCUAUGUAAUAGGAAUGGGCUCGUAUUGACAAACUUUACAGCCAUUUGGGUGGUAGCAGGCGAUUUACAGCCUCCUUUUCCCUAAAACUAACUCAGCUGUCGGAGCAUCAUGGCUCGUUACGGUUUCGGACUGAAACAGAACCCUCGCUUUCUAUGGAUAGUGUUUUGUUUGGUGAGAGCGUUGUUGGAUUUCGCGCUGUCACAGGAAGUUUACGCACCCCAUUCUAUCAGGAUUGAGGGACAUUUGACCCUGGGUGGUCUCUUCCCCGUGCACACCAGAGGGACCGACGGCGUGCCUUGUGGAGAUAUCAAAAAGGAGAACGGGAUCCAUCGGCUUGAGGCUAUGCUGUAUGCUCUGGAUCAAAUCAACCUCGACGAUCAACUUUUACCCAACAUCACCCUAGGCGCCCGGGUGCUAGACACUUGUUCGAGAGAUACAUAUGCGCUGGAACAAUCAUUAACUUUCGUUCAGGCUUUGAUACAGAAGGACACUUCGGAUGUGAGGUGCACCAAUGGAGAACCGCCGUUGUUCGUCAAGCCCGAGAAAGUGGUUGGAGUCAUUGGCGCCUCGGCAAGUUCUGUAUCGAUUAUGGUCGCCAACAUUUUGCGCCUCUUUCAGAUCCCUCAGAUCAGCUAUGCCUCCACGGCCCCAGAGCUGAGUGAUGACAGGCGCUAUGACUUCUUCUCUCGGGUGGUUCCCCCGGACUCAUUUCAGGCCCAGGCCAUGGUGGACAUCAUCAGAGCCCUGGACUGGACCUACGUCUCCACCGUUGCCUCUGAGGGCAGCUAUGGAGAGAAGGGCGUGGAGGCCUUCCAACAGAUCUCCAAAGAGGCUGGUGGGAUCUGCAUCGCUCAGUCUUUGAAAAUUACCCACAACCCCAAGCUGGAGGAUUAUGACGAAGCCAUCCAACAACUGCUGGAAACGCCCCACUCCCGGGGAGUCAUCAUCUUUGCCAGUGAAGAAGACGUACGGGGACUUCUCAAUGCCACCAAGAGAGCCAAUCAGGUGGGCCAUUUCCUGUGGAUUGGGUCGGACAGUUGGGGGGCGAAGAGCAGCCCAGUACACCAGUUGGAGGACGUGGCAGUGGGAGCAGUCACUAUACUGCCCAAACGCUCAUCUAUUAAAGGGUUUGAUGAAUACUUCACCUCGCUCACCCUGGAGAAUAAUCGCCGGAACGUGUGGUUUGCCGAGUUCUGGGAGGAGAACUUUGACUGCAGGCUCCUUAGUUCCUCCAAAAGAGAGGACACCAGCAGGAAAUGCACAGGCCAGGAGCGGAUCGGAAUAGACUCAAAGUACGAGCAGGAGGGGAAGGUGCAGUUUGUGAUAGACGCGGUGUACGCAAUGGCUCACGCCCUCCACAACAUGCAGAGAGACCUGUGUCCUGAGCACUCUGGCAUCUGCCCUGUGAUGGAGGCAGCUGAGGGGAAGACCCUGCUCAAGUACAUACGCAACGCCAGCUUCAACGGUAGUGCAGGCACGUCGGUUAUGUUUAAUAAAAACGGUGACGCCCCGGGACGCUACGAUCUGUUCCAGUUUCAGAUGACCAACUCCAGUGUUCCUGAAUACAGGCCCAUCGGACAGUGGGUGGAGACUCUCCAACUCAGGCUGGAGGAGCUGCAGUGGCCAGAGGGAGAGCAGGCGGUCCCUAUUUCCAUGUGCAGUCUGCCCUGUAAGACAGGUGAGAGGAAGAAGAGGGUGAAGGGCAUGCCAUGCUGCUGGCACUGUGAGCUGUGUGAUGGUUACCAGUACCAGUAUGAUGAGACCUCAUGCCGCCUUUGCUCUUACGACAUGAGGCCCAACCCCAACCGGACGGAGUGCCAACCUAUCCCCAUUGUCAAGCUGGAGUGGCACUCCCCCUGGGCCGUCAUUCCCGUGUUCCUCGCUAUGCUGGGUAUCAUCGCCACUAUCUUUGUCAUGGCAACGUUCAUACACUACAACGACACACCCAUCGUACGUGCGUCAGGCCGCGAGCUGAGUUACGUGCUGCUGACGGGCAUCUUCCUGUGUUACAUUAUCACCUUCCUGAUGAUUGCCAAGCCUGACGUGGGCGUGUGCUCCUUCCGGAGGAUCUUCCUGGGCCUGGGGAUGUGCAUCAGCUACGCUGCGCUGCUCACCAAGACCAACCGGAUCUACCGAAUCUUUGAACAGGGGAAGCAGACAGUGACAGCCCCGCGCUUCAUCAGCCCCACCUCCCAGAUCGCCAUCACCUCCUCCCUCAUCUGUCUGCAGCUGCUGGGCGUGCUCGUCUGGUUCGCCGUGGACCCGCCCAACACCAUCAUCGACUACGACGAGCAGAAGACCAUGAACCCCAACCUGGCGCGUGGGGUGCUGAAGUGUGACAUCACGGACCUGCAGAUGAUCUGUUCGCUGGGCUACAGCAUCCUGCUGAUGGUCACAUGUACCAUCUACGCUAUCAAGACCCGUGACGUGCCAGAAGACUUCAACGAGGCCAAGCCCAUCGGCUUCACCAUGUACACCACCUGUAUAGUCUGGCUGGCCUUCAUCCCCAUCUUCUUUGGCACAGCCCAGUCUGCAGAGAAGCUGUACAUCCAGACAACCACCCUCACCAUCUCUAUGAACCUCAGUGCGUCUGUAGCUCUGGGGAUGCUCUACAUGCCCAAGGUGUACGUCAUCAUCUUCCACCCAGAGCUCAAUGUCCAGAAGAGGAAGAGGAGCUUCAAGGCCAUGGUCACCGCCGCCACCAUGUCCUCCCGCAUCUCUGUGAAGCCCAGCGAGAGGCCCAAUGGAGAGGCCAAGACCGAAUUGUGUGAAAACCCACCCACCGCAGCCCACCGACCCCAUGAGUCAAGCUACGAAGAAAACAUAUGUGAGUUACAACAACCUCAGGAUCUAAUGGCCUCCCAGGGAAUGCUCCGUGUCCUUACUCUGGGAUGAUGACCAUAACUGAGGAGCACAGGAAGAGAAGACUGGCAGGGGUAGGGGCAGUGGCAGGCUGCCUAGAUAUUACUAUGGUCUCCAGGACUGUGAAUGGUGUCAACCUUUAUCGUUUUUGUCUUCUGAAGAGGAAGAUGAAGGGGGAAAGGUAAAAUGGAGGGAUGGAGAUAUUUGAUAUGAGCAGUGAAUGAUGAAGAGAUAGCUAGCUGUAGGAUCGUAACUGGGCCCUGAUCCAUGCUGUUCUGUUCUGAUCUGUUCUAGAACCAGACUGUGGGUUCUUAGAACCUCUGUAGUGUGCUCCCUUUAUCUCUGAAACAGUCAGUGAUGUGAACAACCUCUGUGAUACAGGAGUCAGUCUAAGUAAUCCCUGAGAAAAAAAAAGAAGACUGGACAGUUUAUUUAAAUGUUUUUUUUUGUUGUAAUAUCCAUUAAAGCCAUAUUCUCUUGCAGUGCCCAUGGUUUGUUUUUAAGUUAAGUGAGGUUUCUUCUGAGUUCCUUGUGCCUGAUCUUACAUUUUUUCAACAUAAUAUUAUGUUGAAUUUCGACCUUGACUGAAUCAUCAUGACUAGCAAGCUCUGCCACAUGCGUUUAGUUUUUAUGAAAUCCACUCACAUCAAUCAUUUUAACAUGAAUAACUAUGUCAGCGUGAGGAGCAAUGUAUCUAUAUUUUUUGUAAAUAUCUGAGAGUAUUUUCAUGUUUGGAUAACAACAACAAAAUAUCCAGUAUAUGUUUAAUUGGCUUUGGAUCGUAAUUAAAAAGCAGCACAAACUGUUCACAUUGCAUGUGCGAAUGUAUGUCUGUUCUAUUUGAUGUAAAACAAAAGAAAAGAGAAAUAAAUUCUGAAAUGACUAUGAUCUUAAGCAUCAUUCUGAAGUUUAUUAAUUUCUUUUAAAGAAAUGACUUGAUUCAUAACAGAAUAUGGCUUUAAUCUGUUAGUAAAAUGGACCCCUCUGCAUCUGUCAGCAUGUUGGUUUUAUAUAGUUUUGUACUUUAUGCUUAAUUAUCAAUGGUGUGGGAAGAAAACCUAUCUGAACAAUCAUGCAAGUAUGUUGUGAAGUUGUCUGUCCAAUUAUCAACAUGUAAUAAAAUCAUUUUGUUAUCUUUUAUACAAUUAAACAAGGCGGAACCUAAUCGUU
Molecule: messenger RNA, 5071 nt
Organism: Salmo salar (Atlantic salmon)
Lineage: Eukaryota; Metazoa; Chordata; Actinopteri; Salmoniformes; Salmonidae
Product: metabotropic glutamate receptor 7
Biological process (GO): G protein-coupled receptor signaling pathway
Cellular component (GO): membrane
Molecular function (GO): G protein-coupled receptor activity
Source: RefSeq, a predicted model, not a curated record